AGUACCUAGCUACAUAACGAAAGCUCAUAUUUCAACAAUGUCUCCAGGUCCACCCGGGUCGAAGCCUGAUAAAGUGUCACUGUCACAGUCUGAGAAGUCUUCUGUGGAACACAAUUUGCCUCUGACUCAAAGGAAGGAUACACAAGAACAAGAAGGACUGACAAGGAUGAAAUCCGAGAAGAUACAAGUCAAUCUGAAAGAAGAAACCACGCAAAAACAAACACAAAGUAAAGACAAAGAUCAGGAACACCGAGACCUUUCUGGUUACUAUGAUGCGUUAUUAGAUAACACAGUACUUGACAAGUUGGUUCUAGAUAACCUCAUUUCCAGAUGUAUUAUAAUGAUAGAGGACAGAGAAGAAAUUAUCAAACCAACCACACAACGCGAACGUAACAAGGUUUUACUUGACAUCUUAAAUGACCGACCAUAUCCUACCUUUCAUUUGUUUAAGGAUGUCCUACAGGAAUCUGAUCCAAACAAUAGUUGUAUCCAAGAGCUUGUCAAGAAAAUGAUGAGUACUGAAAGUAGGGACGAACACAUAAGUUUCCAAGGACAUGAUAUUGUGUUGAAUAAACACAAAGUUAAACUACAAAAGAAUUACAAGAUGUUUGUCCAUGGUGUUGACUCCAAAACAGACAUAGCUGACCACCUGUAUCAGUCUGAUGUUUUAAAUACUGAAGAAAAAGAGGAAAUUUGUAAUUCUUCACUCACUCAACAGGAAAGUAAUAGACUUUUAUACAACAAAUUGAUUCGCAAAGGUGGAGAUGCACACACACACCUUCUUGAAGCAAUAAAACACGGAAAAUACCUUGAUGUUGCUUCUGAAAUGGAGAAGACAGAAUUGUCAGACGAAGAAAUACAAUUGUGUCAAAUUGGAAUGAAGAAACUCAAAGACAGACAUGAGAAAAAAGAUAUUCUGAUGGUUCCGGAUGAAGUUUUUCCUAAACAUAUACUUGAUAUUCUGAUGGAUCAUGAUGAAGUUAUUCCUAAACAUAUACUAGAGCAGUUUGAAAAACGCUUAGAACAGUGGAAAAAGGAUGAUCAACAGUUUGUAAGCACUGAAGCAGAGAAACAUGUAAUGCAAAAAGUUUUGACACAAAGUUCAGUUACCCUGGUUGGAAAUUCUGGCACUGGAAAAAGUUUUCUUUCUAAACACAUUGCCCUUAUAAUGAAGAAACAUGGCUAUACUGUAAUUCCAUGUAGUAAACCAGAAGAUAUUGGAAAAUGGUUUAAACAUGGGAGGAAAACUUUGUUUGUCUUUGAUGACGUCUGUGGCCGAUAUACUCUUAAUCAACAAAUUUACACUGACUGGAAACAAAGACUUGAUCACAUAAUAUCUCUUCUCGAGGACAAAUGCUGUAAAAUCAUCUCUACAUGUAGAUUGGAGGUUUACAAAGAUGAACUAUUUAGCAAUCUCUCUAUUUUCAAAAUGUGUAACAUCGAUUUAAGUUCACAAGAGUUCAAACUAAGUGCUGCUGAAAAAUUUGCUUUAGCUGAAGUUUACUUGAAGGAAAAUACUGAUAAAGUAAAGAAAUUGUCAGAAAACUAUGACUUUUUCCCACUACUAUGUAGCUUAUAUCAUAAACAGAACCUCCAGAAGAAUGUUAGCGUUACCUCUUUUUUUAGCAAUCCUUUUGAAGUUUUCAAGGAUCAACUUGUACAAAUGUAUAGAGAAAGUGAUGCUGGUAAGAUGCAGUAUUGUAGCUUAGUCCUUUGUGUAAUGUUUAACAACACAUUAACAGAAGAAAACUUGUCACCAAAAGAUAAGAUAGGAGCAGUCACAGAAGAUUUACUAGAAGAAUGUGAACUGAAUAAAGGAACAUCUAUCAAACGUUUAAGGAAAUCCCUGGAAACACUUGAAGGUACUUAUGUGGUCAAGGAGGGUACUACAUACAAAAUAAUCCAUGAUAAGUUGUUUGAUUUCCUUGCCAAAUACUUUGGGGAGAAUAUGUUACAGAUUUUCAUUAUUCAUGCUAAUACUGGUUUCAUUAGAGAGAGAUUUCUUUGGAAGAUAACAGAUAACAUGGGCCCAGAAACAGAGUUUGUAAUAAGAAUACCCGAUAAACAUAUAAAGAUCUAUAUAGAUAGGUUACUGAAAGACUGGGAGAAUGGUUAUGUAUACAGUGUAUGUCAAAACAGAAACAUGAGUUCUACAACAUUUACUGAAAACUUGGUAACUCAUUUAAACCAACUUGAUCUAUCAAAACAGGAAGAACUUGUUUGUACUGAAGAUAUUGACGAUAAAGAUAUAGCACUUGCAGGAAGUUGUUAUAUGGGAUCUAUUGACCUUGUCAAAUGGUUGAUCAGAAGGAAUAGUGACAUUAAUUAUUGUAGAGAGGAUAGUUGGUUUCCUUUAUUAUGGGCAAGUCAGGAAGGACAUGUUGAUGUUGUUAAAGAACUGUUACAACAUUCAGCUGAAAUCAAUAAAUGUAACAAUAAUGGUACAUCACCUCUGUAUAUAGCAAGUGAGGAAGGACAUGUUGAUGUUGUUAAAGAACUGUUACAACAUUCAGCUGAUGUCAAUAAGUGUGACAAUAAUGAUGCAUCACCUCUGUAUAUAGCAAGUCAGAAUGGACAUGUUCAUGUUGUUAAAGAACUGUUACAACAUUCAGCUGAUGUCAAUAAGUGUAGAAAUGAUGAUGCAUCACCUCUGUAUAUGGCAAGUCAGAAUGGACAUGUUGAUGUUGUUAAAGAACAGUUACAACAUUCAGCUGAUGUUAAUAAGUGUACCAAUGAUGAUGCAUCACCACUGUAUAUAGCAAGUCAGAAUGGACAUGUUCAUGUUGUUAAAGAACUGUUACAACAUUCAGCUGAUGUCAAUAAGUGUAGAAAUGAUGAUGCAUCACCUCUGUAUAUGAUUGCUUGUUACAACAACAUGAUAGAGGUUGUACAUGUACUUCUUCAAUGUGAUGAUGUUGAUAUUGAUCUCUGUGAUGAUGAUGGAUGUUCAUCAAAUCAAAUCAUAUCUCCAUGA
Mytilus trossulus (common blue mussel) is the source of this 2974-nucleotide messenger RNA. RefSeq lists its product as uncharacterized. Gene Ontology annotation, biological process: regulation of apoptotic process. The coding region runs from base 38 to 2974 and encodes 978 amino acids. The record is from RefSeq and is a predicted model, not a curated record. Lineage: Eukaryota; Metazoa; Mollusca; Bivalvia; Mytilida; Mytilidae. The transcript is spliced from 9 exons. Gene Ontology annotation, molecular function: protein binding.